ACACACACACACACACACACAAACCCGAAGGGACACAGCACCAAGAAAUAGCCUGGAGCAGAGAUUCAAGGGUGGAGAGCAGGCUGGGAGGGCCAGAGCAGCCCUUCUCCCACAGGUUUCCACCCUUGUCUCGAGCACCCAGGCUCCAGGCUGGGAGGCCAUUUCUUCCUUGCUCAUCUCUCACUCCUCAGCCCAACAACCAGUAGGCAAGACUUGUCCACUCUCUCUCCACAGUGCAUCGGGAGUCUUCUCAGUCCUCUCUGUCCCCACAGCCACCAAAUCCUUUCUGGACGGGUCCCUCUAUCUUUUGCAUUGCUCCCGACCAACUGUUAGCUGGCAGGGAUCUUGUAGCCAUACAGCCACUCAUUCCACACUCCUUCCUUCUAUAAAGGGUCCCCUGCUUUAUAAGGCUCUGCUUGACCUGAACCCCAUGCAUCACCGGACCUGGUCUCAAAGCCUGUGCUCCUCCCUCAUGUCUACUCUCACACAUACUAAGAGCUCACUGCCACUCACUGGAGUACAAUGUACCUCAGGGCCCUUCCCAGCAAGGCUGGCUGCCCUUACCCAUGCUUUUCACGUCUUCCUAUCUGCGGCAAUGUGUGGCCUCUCAGGGCUGAUGUCACCAGCUCUAGCUUCAUUUGUCUUGCUAUUUAAUCUCUGAUCCUUCAUCCCAUUCUCUCUCUCUCUCUCUCUCUCUCUCUCUCUCUCUCUCAAGUAGUAGUUUUCUCUAUUUUUCCAUUGCCCUGUUCAUUUUGUCUUUUUCAGUCUUUCCAACUAGUUUCCAGUUUAAGGAAUUGUAUUUAAAUACGCCUGGUGUACACCUUCAAUCUCAGCACUUGGGAGACAGAGGCAGGAGAAUCUCUGUAAGUGCCAGGCAGCCUCAUCUACACAAGAAGUUCCAGGCCAGUCAGGCUAUAUCUUGAGGUUCUAUCUUUAAAAAAGAAGGAGGAGGAGGAGGAAGAGGAGGAGGAGGAAGGGGAGGGGAAAAGACGAGAAGAGAAGAGAAGAGAAGAGAAGAGAAGAGAAGAGAAGAGAAGAGAAGAGAAGAGAAGAGAAAGAUCGAUGACAGCCAGCCACCGGUGGCCUAUGAUUCAUGAAUGGCAGCCACAGGUCUGAAAGCCUGAGGCUCACUUCAUAAAAUAUUUAGAUUAUAUACAAGAUCCCAGCAGCAGAUAUGAGUGAUAGUCUACUUUACAAUUAGAUAAAGAGGGAAAUAAGUUGGUGAGGCAUUUUUAAAUUUGAUAUGACUCCAGAGGAUGAGUAAUAAUCAUAUAUACUAAAAUAAAAUAGCUUUUCUGAUGAUAUGCGUGGAUUGCCAUAUAAACUAUACAAUUAAAGCCAAUGCUCUUGGUAGGGUCAGAGCCACUGAGGCUAAAGGUGUACAAUACCAGGCCAGGCUCUAAAGCUGCUUUUAUAUAUAAAAAAAAAAAAAUCAGUGGUCCAAGAGUACUAUGUGAUGGCGGUGUGUAUGGGAAACAGACUUCUACCCAACCUUCUAACCCAUCCUUAUCCUAGCAAAGAUAAGGCACUCAAGAAAUGCUUGCUAAAUGGACAGAGACAGCCAAAUGUAUCUAUUCUAUCUUUUGUCAUCUCUCAAGUGUUUGUCACUCUCAGGUCUUUCCCUUCCAAGGCCAAGAGCAUUUGCUCACAUUUGUUUGGAUGUAGCUGCUAGCUGCUACUGUUUAACACUUAAAUUUAUCAUAUAUACGUGUGUGUGUGUGUGUGUGUGUGUGUGUGUGUGUGUGUGUGUGUGUGGAGAGAGAGAGAGAGAGAGAGAGAGAGAGAGGAACAACUAACCAACUGUGCGUGCUCAGCCCUACAUCAACCUCCCUUUGGAGGCUCAGGGAAUAUGUAGAAAAGGAGGCAGAAGUGCUGUGCCACAGCAGCUGUGGUUGCCUGCACAAGACCAGAACAGGUGAUAUUUCCAACAAGGAAUGGGGAGGGGCUGCGGCGGUUCCACCCCCAGCUAAAGGACCUACUACUGGCAGUUGGCAUCUACUGAGGCAAGAGUCAUAAGUAUGGCCACUGUUGAGUUGCCCAUGGCUCAAUGAAUGACCCCAUCUCUAUGUGUUCAGGCUAAUUGUAAUUAGUACGUCAAAGAAACAAAUAAUUAUCAAAGAGAACAUGAUACUAGGCAGGAGAUGUCAUGUGGCUGCUGCUGAGUGGGGCUGACGGAUGAACUGAUCAAAAUAUAGUGUAUACAUAUAUGAAAUAUGUAUAAAUUUAUAUUUUCAUAAAAAGGAAGGGUGAAUGGGCGGAGUUGGCUGGCAGAUUAGCGGUGAUUUCAGGAAGCUUAGAAAGGUAGAGGGUGCGGGGGGGGGGGGGGGAGGCAAGAAUUGUUACUGGAGAGUCCCAGGGCAUCGCAGCGACUGAAAAAGCAGAGCAGGAGAGUCAGUGUCUGAAAACCGUUCCCGUGGUAGCCCUUUUCCCACAGGAACAGUCCUUGGAAGUACUCCCACCCCCUUCUCUUAGGCAAAGGAAUCCAGAGUUUAAACACGUGACCAGGUGAGUCUGGCUAUGCCAGGCAUAUCCUCAGAACGUGUGACAGGCAUUAGACAAGUUGAGACAAGGUGAAGCUCCGGUGCCACUGGACUUUAAUGAGUCUGGACCUUAGAGAGAGAGGCCAUGCCCUGGCUGGCGGGUGGGCUACUUGGUACAGCUUGCGUUCCUAAUCAAACGGACACUUCGAGCUUCGUGGUUUGGUUGCCCCUGGAUAUUCUGGGGAUCCCUAAGGUGCUUCGGGAAGAGCAGAUAUUCCUGGGUGAGUGCACCCUAAGGGCAGCUGGGACGCCUUCUCCACGUACAGCAGUACCAGGAUGCCACUUGAGGUCUUGGGUUUGGGAACAAAAUGUUAACUUCUUGCCUAAUUCUCGUAAACAGCAGCUCCUCUGCAGACAUGCCUCCCUCCUGUUUCGGGGCGGGGGGGGGGGGCAGUCUCCAACAGUGAGGCUCCAUAGAUUUCACCCGUCUGCGGGCUCGCGUCUACCAGAGGCGCUUCUGGAAGUUUCUUUCCAACUUUGUAGACGCUCAUCGGUGAACACGCGGCUUGAAUGGUGCCAGCGCCGGGAUCGCACCGGCGUGGAAAAGUAAGGAAGUCCCAGCAGGCCUCCCCUCUUGAAAGCCACCCGGGGAGAGGCGGGUAGGGGAGUAGGGGGCAAGUGCGCGCGCAAACUGGCGAAUGGGCGGAGUUAGAUUGUCUUCUCCAGCCCGUCUGUCAGUCACGAGCUUCAGCUCCGCCCACACAGCGGUAAUUGGUGAGGAGCGCGCGCGAGCGCCCGCGGCCCGCCCCCUUCAGCACUGCCCCCGCCCACCGGUUGACAGGGCUGCAAGUGGGGCCUGCAAGUUGGAGCAAGAAGGUGCGUGCGGGUGCCGAAAUGCUCAGACCCUCCGAAGCUGAUGGGCACCUGCUCACACCCAGCUUUGGCUGUCACCCCAGACCUGACAGCAGCCCGAUGCUCAUGUACUCGAGUCCUGGCCCAGCUCUGCUCCUACAGGCCCCUUUCCACUCCAUCAGCCACCUACAGCCUCUUUUCUGUCUUUAAGUGGCUGAACCCCUCGCCGAGGUGCCCACAGUCUCAUGUGCCAAGAGGUCUAGCCUCGAGGACGCACUGUUCUGCACACCGACUCUCGCCCGGGCUGCUUAUGCGGACUACACAGUGUGAGCCCGGUCUGCAGACUCUCCGCGCACCUCUCAUCGCCUCCUCACCCCCAGGCCCAGCAUCCCCUAUGGCUCACCUCACAGCCUAGCUCUACAUUACCCCAACUCUAUGCCCGAACCCCGAUGCAGCCUCGCUCCCUGCUCCCCUGCGGAACCCUCCAUUCCCAGUUUGAGCGUCAGGACGUCCCUCACCCGGAACCCACUACCGACUGCAAUCUUCUCCCACGGUACCUGGACUCGGGGUGAAUAAACCUCCCCGGGCCUCAGCCGGCGAUCCCGCUGCACCCCGGGCUUCCGCCGAGCACUCCCCGCGCUUCCAUUCCGCGCCGCGCGGCCCACACCUCGAUCGCUGAGCUUGCUCUAUCUCCCAGGCUCCGCCGCACCCUCCCACCUACCCCGAGGCCCUCUGUGCCCCGCACGCGCGCGCCACCGCCCCAGACCACACCCCGCACGCUGUGCCCCCCGACUCGGCCCCGCACCCCUCUCCCCGGCGGGCGGCGGACGGCGGGCGGGCGGGCAGCGCCGGCGGCGGUGGAGGCCAGUCCUCGGGCCGGGACACACCCACCCGCCCGCCCUCCUCGCUUUCCUCCUUCCCUCCCCCUCGCGCUCCCUCUCUCCCGCCCUCCCGCCCUAGCUCCGCGCUCGCUCCUUCUCUCCGUCGCCUGCUCGCGCUUCCCGCGGCGCCGGGCCUCCCGCUCCGCCUCCCCGAGCGCGGCUCUCCCGGGCGCGGCUCCGGGGUUCAUGCUGACGAGGCGGCGGCCGCUUCAGCCCAGCGGCGGCGGCGACGGCGGGAGCUGGGGCGCGGGCCCCGGCCGCCUCUCUCGGAGCGCGGGGCCGGGCGGCGGCGAGCGCCCCACCGCGCCGCGCCCCUGCGCGCCCCCUACGCCGCGCCCCCGCGCGCCCCCCGCGCCUAGCCUGCGGGGGGCCGGGCCUGCGGGCGGCCGGCGCGGCGCGCACCCAUGGACGGUCCGGCCAUCAUCACCCAGGUGACCAACCCCAAGGAGGAUGAGGCCCGGUCGCCCGUCGCGGGCGAAAAAGCCCUUAGGAAAAGAGACCAGAGAUGGGAACCAGAAAGUCCUAGAAGAGGAAAACGGAACGACUUCUGAGUCUCUUCCCAGCGCAACAUCAGCCUAAAGAAGCAAAGGGGUCGGAGCAUCCUUAGCUCUUUCUUCUGCUGCUUCCGAGACUACAAUGUGGAAGCCCCUCCGGCCAACAGCCCCAGUGUGCUUCCGCCACUGGUGGAGGAGAACGGUGGGCUUCAGAAGGGUGACCAGAGGCAGGUCAUUCCCGUACCAAGCCCACCAGCUAAAUACCUCCUUCCAGAGGUGACGGUGCUCGACUAUGGAAAGAAAUGUGUGGUCAUUGAUCUAGACGAAACCCUGGUGCACAGUUCGUUUAAGCCCAUUAGUAAUGCUGACUUCAUUGUUCCUGUUGAAAUCGACGGAACCAUACACCAGGUGUAUGUGCUGAAGCGACCUCACGUGGACGAGUUCCUCCAGAGGAUGGGGCAGCUCUUUGAGUGUGUGCUCUUUACUGCCAGCUUGGCCAAGUAUGCAGACCCUGUUGCCGACCUCCUGGACCGCUGGGGUGUGUUCCGGGCCCGACUCUUCAGAGAAUCCUGCGUGUUCCACCGUGGGAACUAUGUGAAGGACUUGAGUCGCCUGGGACGGGAGCUGAGCAAAGUGAUCAUCGUGGACAAUUCUCCUGCCUCCUACAUCUUCCAUCCUGAGAAUGCAGUGCCCGUGCAGUCCUGGUUUGACGACAUGACAGACACGGAGCUGUUGGACCUCAUCCCGUUCUUCGAGGGCCUGAGCAGGGAAGACGAUGUCUACAGCAUGCUGCACAGACUCUGUAGCAGGUAGCCCUGGCCUUGGCCCAUCUGUGCCUGUGCACUCUGGAACCCUGGCUCAGGGGACCCGCCCGGCCUCGGCUCACUGAGUGCAGCCCAGGAAGACUCCGUGCUCCGGGCCACAGGGUGAAUGUCACCAUGCCUACCUGGUUUGUUUUGUUUUGUUUUUUUAAAGAACAGAAACAACUAUUUUAAAGGAAAAAAAAAAACUCUUUUAAUAGAUUUCAUAAACGGACUGCAUUUUACAAGAUUCGAUUUUCUUAAAAACAUACCAAAAAGAAAAAGAAAAAAAAAGAAGAAGAAAAGAAAAGCAAAAACUUUGAUAUCUCCCGACUUCCUUUCAACUGACCUCCCCUUCCAAGCAGACAAACCUGUCCUCUUGGUCCCGGUUUGGAGCAGCUGACCCAACUCAGAAUCUCUUUCCUACAGGAUGAAGUGCCUUUUUGAAUGUUAUUUUAAGCUGAAAGUUAAUUUUUUUGUAUACAGCCUAUUUCCAAACAUCUUUUAGUCUUUUACGGUCUUAGAUACUUACUCUGAGAAGACGAACAGGACAAUUUUAUAGACCCCGGUAGCCUGUGUGUGGUGGGGUAAGGAUGUGGUCGGGGAGAGCAACGGGUCACAGGAGCCCGCCUCCCAACAUGAGUGACUGUCAACCGUGGCGUGCAUGGGAUCUCGCUCCCCCUGACAUGACUUUUCUCCUGACUGUCCUUGUGUCGUUUCCGACCAGGCUGGAAUGUACCUGCCAAUGGCCCAAUGCUUUAUGAAACAGCCGGUUCCUUUUAUGAUGGUUUCUGAGGUUGUUAAAAAUGUGUCUUGAGGUUGCAUUUUUGCCCUUGGGAAGUGACAUUGUAUCGUCACAUGUGCUUUCCCAUGACUCCACGUGUCUGUCCCUUGUUGUUCUGUUGUCGUUGGUUUGAGGAGAGCAGUUAGAGAAAGCCCUGAAGCCCUUGGAUCUAUUAAGUCCUUCCUUUCAGAAGCUGGGUGCACAUGGAGCUCGCUGUUCGGACUCCGCUGCUACUGCGCUCCUGACACCAAAUGGAACUGACCAGCGGCUGUCACACUGUUCCUUAGCCACUGUGCCUAUGCUUAGAAGAUGCUCACCGCUCAGCUGCAGACUCAGACAGGGUCACAGACAGGUGUCCCACCCCAUCAAGCACGGCACCCUUCUUUGGCCCCCAGCCACCGCCAAGAAUGCCGAAGGGCACAAAAGUUUGGGGACAAAAACAAAACUGAAGGGCCAAAGCACCGCUCAGGUGCGGCAUGGCGUUCACUUUACACUGCAGUCAACAUCAGAGCCUAAGCUGGAACUCGCCUGUCUCACCUGAGAACCUGUGGCCUCAACCAGCCGCCAUGCUGGUGUGGCUCAAGUCACCUCUCAGCCUCUUUGGAAGCACAGCCUCUUCGAGCCAAGGGUUGGAGAAGCCUGCCUUGAUGGGAGACUCAUCUCUCCAAACCAGGGAGAAGGGCUUCUCCCUGGAGCCUGGGGGUCUCUUCCCACCCGUUCCCAGUUUGGUGUUUAAUCUGUGUUACAUCGACCCUCUGAAGAACGAACAGAGCCCUUUUGUGUUGGCACCAAUGCCUUAGUCCUCUGUGGGUUGGGCCUCAGCCAGAAUUCUGCUGGGAGUUGCUGGCGUUGACAAGAUUUAAAGUCAGGGGUCAAACUUUUAAAAAUAUAUAUAUUAUUUUUCUUUCCUUCACAAAAUAACGAAGCCAGCUACUAGGCCUGUCUUCCCACAGUGCUUGGUCCGGGGAACCACUGUGCAGUCAGAACGGAGACACGUCAGUGUCGUUUAGAUCACCUGACUGAGUGUUCCGAACCCAGCGAGCCCCGUGCCAAUUAAAACCGAGACUGCCCCUUUGCUAAGAAAUCAUUUCCACAGGUAACGACAGUUACGCGGCAGAUCCGCACACGCCAUCAACCCUCAUGGAAAACCAGUCAUUAGCUGCCUUAAGUGUCUUGGGUGUUUCAGAGUCUGCCAUGUGUUGACUUCCACACAGAACAAGGCCCGGAUGGAACCUCAGAUCUUUGCCUGUGCCUCUUUGUGUCGGUGUCACGGGGCCUUAUUUGAAAAGGGGGGCAGAAUGGACUGCGAUUCCAGAAUAUUUCAGGGGAAGCGAGCGUAGAAAUAGUGCUCUGCUUCAGACAGGUUCGAGGCCAACCCUUGGCCUUACAGCCCCGGGGCUGCGUGUGCCCAUGCCCUCCGGGCAGAGCUUCCAGGUGGGAGCCCCGUUCUUGCCACCACAAACAUGGAAUGUCUUGGGUGGGUGGCAGAGCUUCUGAGGGCUCUGAAAUCUGCACCUUAUCUGACCAAGCUCCAAUAAUGCCAAUUUUUAUUUCCUUUUUUUUUUUUUGAAAACAAAUCCGCUUUAUGUACAUAAUUGAAAAAAAUCUAUAUUUUUAAUCAGUUACGUGUAAAUGAAGCAAUAGAACUCUAACAAGGCCAAGAAAGGAGACGAAUGUUCGAGGUUUAUUUUCUUAAGGUAAAUACGGGUAUUGCUUUUAAUUGUAAGUUUAUUAAAAUGCGGGCUUGAGAACGUAUCAGCCAUUUCUCUGUGCCAUAUCCUUCCCACGUUACCAAAACACUCCAUCUCUUUAGCCAAAAGAAACCCCUGACCUCUCAAGUCCCGUGGUCCUCUCAGCUCCGGGUUAGGACCCCUCUCUUAGACAAGCGCUUUCGAUGCGAGGGUCUAGGACAGGGUGGCUUGGGUUGGUGGACUCCAGCCUACACCUUUAGCUUGACCUCAAGUGGGGCUUCCUGACCCCUGACCCCUGACCCCUGAGGAUGUUAAUGUUCUUGUCUUCCAUUUGUUCUGGAAUCCUCCAUGUCGGUCUGUGGUCCCCUGCACUAGCUGUUUGUAAACAAUACGUUUGUAUCUUAAUCACACCACCUGUCACCGAUGGCAGUGGGUGAAGAUCCUGCUGACACGGUGCGAUGUUGUGAGGUGACUUUGGGGACAUGAGGACGUCCACAUGACACUAAAUCAUCCCGGUCACAGCAUGUGAAGUUGGGGGUACGGAGAUGAAUCCUAAAAGUGUGUAGAGCCUGGCAGCAUUUUACAACCCUGUAUUUCAAAGACGGCUUUCUAAUAAAAUCCAGAAACACACAGCCCUAUUGGUCAAACACUCGUGACGUUUGUGCCUCUGCUCCUCACGGUGCUGUGCUGGACAGCUGGCAUGCCAGGGUUUGAGAAGAGCGGAUGGCCUACCGUGCUCGCGGUUCCCUGGGCAAACUUGCUGGCUGCCUCUGUUCCUAUUUUACUGUAAAUCUGACCAUGUCUAUCCCUGGAGUCGCCCUGAGGAUAGGUUCCCCCCAGGGGUGGUGAUGUUGGUGUCUGGGGAGUUACAGUUUUCUGCUGGAUGUUUGAAUGUGCCGUCCCAGUGCCACUUGGGAAAUACCACAUGUUGGGAUGUGCACGAUGCUCGGGGCAAGUAUUGUCAAUCAGUGAUUUCCCUCCUGCCAAAAAUAAACUCGUCAAACUGCA
Mus musculus (house mouse) is the source of this 8990-nucleotide messenger RNA. It is a transcript of the gene Ctdspl, whose product is annotated as CTD small phosphatase like. The record is from RefSeq and is a predicted model, not a curated record. Gene Ontology annotation, molecular function: protein serine/threonine phosphatase activity; RNA polymerase II CTD heptapeptide repeat phosphatase activity; phosphatase activity. The transcript has 9 exons. Gene Ontology annotation, biological process: regulation of transcription by RNA polymerase II; negative regulation of G1/S transition of mitotic cell cycle. Lineage: Eukaryota; Metazoa; Chordata; Mammalia; Rodentia; Muridae. Gene Ontology annotation, cellular component: nucleus. The coding region runs from base 5161 to 5520 and encodes 119 amino acids.